This is a messenger RNA of Penicillium malachiteum, 1887 nucleotides long. RefSeq lists its product as uncharacterized. NCBI's taxonomy places the organism in Eukaryota, Fungi, Ascomycota, Eurotiomycetes, Eurotiales, Aspergillaceae. The record is from RefSeq and is a predicted model, not a curated record. The transcript is spliced from 3 exons. The coding region runs from base 1 to 1887 and encodes 628 amino acids. Gene Ontology annotation, biological process: regulation of transcription by RNA polymerase II; rDNA heterochromatin formation; silent mating-type cassette heterochromatin formation.
AUGGACUCUCAGGACGGAAUCACCGUCCGGUCUAUGAGGCGUAUGGCACCUUUAUACAGGAAAGAUUUGUCGGAUGUAUUAUAUACCUUUGAUAACGAAAGCAAGACUAAUUGUCUUGCUCGUUGGCCUCAUGUCCUCGACAUCCAAACAGCCUACCUGGAUGAGACUACCGCGGUCGGAGUUAUUGAACUAAAAACAUGCAUCCAAGCAAUUGUAUCAGCAAGUCCGGAAUUGGUGGCACAACUUGGAAAGGAUUACACAGUGUACGCAUACGACUAUUCAGAAUAUGAGACCCCUCUCGUGGGGCAAGGAAUGCUCUCAUGGGUCCUAGCCUCUGCUUCACCAACACCAGAGGCACCCGCACACCAAUCCAAAACUAUGGUAACAGGCCGAGUCUGUAAGAACCCAUUGGGCUUAUUUUCUAAGGGUGCAGGCGCCCAAGAAACUUUGGAAGUCAAGCUCCGACUAGUUCCUGUUCCGACUGUUAUGCAAAGCCAAUACCUCGACAGCAUGCAAAAGUACCGUGAUCUUAGCAAUGUGAUCCCACACGAUUUCGAUGCACAGUCCUGGACCAACUUUGUUCGUCAGAAUCCCGGACUUCUGGAGGCCUCUCGAAGCCAGGCACAGGACCGGGGCAACACUAGUUCUCCAAUGGGUGGAUCGGGUAUUGAAAGAUUUCACCAGAUCCUCAGUGAGGGUGCCACUCCUCGAGAAUUUUCUGGCUAUGAGAGAAAUGAAUCAGUGCGCUCAGUUUCUCCUGCGCAGUCCUUUGCUGCCAAUAGCCGAGUAUCAACACCCGGCGUUGCCUACAACCACACCCAACACUCACAACCCCAAUCAAGGCAGCACCAGUACAACCAAAGCAGUGAUAUGAUCCGACCAUCUUCAAGCGCUUCCAUGCGAGACAACGAUUUCCAGAUGCAACAGUGCCACUCGAGGAGAGAUUCGAUACAGUCCGGCUACGCCAGUGGAGGUGAGGAUAUGGAUCCGCAACCCCGAAAGAGAGCCAAGCUCUAUCAAGCAAGCUGGCCAGGAAAGUCGGAUAUGAACAUCGAAAGACAGCCCAGCUCUCUACGAGUAGCAGCCAGUACUGCAGCCUCCGUCCGAAUCCACCGUCCUACACCAGUUAACCCUUCCAUUGCUGCUGAGCAGUCCCAUGAAGAACCCGUUCGCCCUCCAACCCCAAUUAUGCGACCUGGAAAUGGGCCACGUCGGCAGCGUCCCCAAUCAAGCGCACUUCGAGAGUCAUCUGUUGUUAGCUCGUACGCGUCGCCAUACAUGAAUAGCGACGAUAUUCACACAGAUCCCGCAGGCCAAUCGCCUGAAGAGUCUCGCUAUCAAGGCUUGUUUGAGCCUCCAUUCACAAUGCCCUCAUCACCUCCAGUCAUCGCUGCGCGCUUUCCUCCCAAAUCCAGUCCUGUACUACCUCCUCUGACUAUCGAUACCGACUCCGGCUUCAUGAGUGGCGGCCUAGAGGAACUUUUAGAUGCCGAAGGGAAUACUCCCGUUGGGAAUGGGCCAAGGGCUGGGUCAUAUGAUCCGGAUGGUGCAAAUCCUUCUCAUUCUGUCCGAUCUGCUGUGCAAGCCAAUUCGCCAACCAGCGUGGUGGGCACACCAGCUGACAACUCUCACGAAUCUCGACCGAUGAGUGGUGCCCCGACAAACCAAACUCCAAGACCGUCACUACCACCACAACGUCGUCCCGGUUCAUCGGCCAGUUCCAGACCGAACUCACGAAAUAGCGUGCGGUUGGCACCCAAGCCACUGAUGCCCGUACCUCCGAUCGACGCAAGACCCAUCCCUGCAAGCGAUCCUGUCGCGCCCAUUCACCCUCAACACCAGACUCAGAACUCCCCCCCAACCAAUGAGCGAUGUUGUCCUGGUUGA